Messenger RNA from Cladocopium goreaui, 4302 nucleotides. The record is from the annotation of a GenBank genome assembly. NCBI's taxonomy places the organism in Eukaryota, Dinophyceae, Suessiales, Symbiodiniaceae.
AUGCUGACAAGCUGGGUGCCCGAGGAAGAGAGGGUCUCAGUCUAUCAGCGUAUCGUGCAGUGGGAGGAACGCUUGAAGGAGCUGAGGACUUCCUGUGUUGGUGUCGCCUAUGAAGAUGGCAUCUCUGGGGUCCAGACGCUCGGCGGGAGCCAGCAGCCGGUUGACAUUGUGAUCGACGCAUGCCUCUGUUCGGACGUCGAGAAGAAUUUCAAGUCCUACAAAGGCAUCCUCACGCUUUUUGAAACCGUUCCCCAGGCCAUCUUUGGCCAUGUGGACUGCCCACCGGAAGGUGAGGUCGACGUGCUUGUGAUUGGUGAUUCCUCCACGGCUCUGGUUGACUAUCCGGACGAUCCCAAGAAGAGAAAGGUGAUCAGCCUGGGGGAGAUCCUUGCACAGUCGCCGCCUACUGGUGUGCGCAAGGUCCAUUGGAAAAUGCGUUGGGGGAAAGGCCUUGGUUCCAUCCAUACAGGUAUCUGGGAAGCCAUGGACGAGAUUGCCGAGACGUGCAAGAAGGAGGGCAUCCCACAGAUACCGACCCUGGUCCUUAUCGGAUGGGCGGGAAAUGACGUGUACGGUGAAGGUGGAUAUCGUGGAUGCACAUGGAUCCAUCAGUCACGGUACAGCCGAACUCCCGCCGACCGGAAGGUCGCUGCCGAAUUUACUGAGAAGCAGCAUCGAAGGGUCAUCAACGCAAUGGACGAGAUCAUCAAGAUGCGGAGGCAUACCAUGAUCCGUGACAUUGUGGUCUUCGGAUGUGGGGACUCCUACUCAUAUGGACUCCCACCAUCGUAUGGGCUGGAGAUGGGUCGGUGCUUUGAACACCUCAUUGCUGGGGGGGUGAGGUGCGUUUCGACGUGCAUGACCUCGGCCUUCAGCACGAGGUAUGACAAGCUCCACAUGACGGACCUCCCAUCGAACCGAACUCUCAUGAUAAAGUUUUUGAGAUGCAUGAUCCGAGCCCAUUUGAUCGUCAUGCAGAUCGAAGAGUUGGAGCCAAUCUUGCGCCAGAAGGCGUCAUUCUUAGAUGACGACCCCGAGGAACGCAUGAAGAUUGUCUAUCAAUACCCGAACCUGGCCCAAUUCAAGUUCUCACUCUCCAAGACGGAAGCCCAGACUGCUGAUGAGCAUCUCAUGGACUACAUGGCCGAGCUGAACGAAGUCGCCGAGGAUGAAGCCACCCGGGAGGGUGCGCCGAAACCCAUUGAGUUUUCGGAAAGCGACCUCAAAUCCAUCGUACCGGUCUUCAAGGACGACGUGGAUUCUGAUGAGGAAGAGGCCAGAAUGAGGGAGCAUCUACAGGCUGACUUUGAUGAUGCCGCCGAUUCCGACUGGUCUCCGGUGCGGAGCGAAGCAACGGAGAACAUCCCUGGGAUUGAUGAGUGGGAAGCCAUCGACGACUCCCGCCCCGACAUUGUGCACAACAUCUUUGAUCGUGAAGACAAUGUUGAAAGCCACACUGAGGUGGACUAUGGGGCAGACGUUGAGGAAACCGCGGAGCCUGUCGAUGAGUUUGCUGACGCCAUCGUAAUCCAGGAUGACGCCAUGGACGUCGACAAGACCGAGACAGAGACCAAGGACGAGGCUGGGAAUCUGGACGAUGUCAUGGUGAUUGAAGAGCCAGAGACCGGCCACCCUGCGGUUGAGGUCACGACUGAGGAGUCCAAGGCGCCUGAGACGGAGGGGGCUGCUGCCGGGGGGACUGUUGCCACCGAUGCCAACACCACCACAGCUGAGGGGUCGAAGCUCGCCGGGAGGCCUGCCAGUGAUGAGAAAGCAGCGUCGUCGUCAACGGGGCCCAAGCCAGAGGCAAAGAAGAUGCCAUUGAGUCAUCACACCGCCAAGGCGCCCACCAAGUUGAUGGAUGAUGUUGCCAAGCUCAAGCUCGAGCAGGCGAAGGAGAGGCUUGAAGACUCGGUAUGGCUUGAUCCGACUGACUUGAACAGCAGGAUCCCGUACAAGAACGUCAAUGCCAAUGGCCGUCUCCGAGAAAUCUCAGGAAAGAUGUCGAUGUACCUUCGCGGUCACGCACUUGCUGAUGGUUAUCCAUCACCGGAGAUGGACUUCACCGACUUGUCGAUGGAUUGGGUAGAGCUGCGCAACCACUUGAACAACAAGAUCAGGAACGUGGUUGAUUGGGAAAUUCUCCAAGUCAUCCGCAGACGCAAAAGCUACAACGAACGGGUCAAGAAGUCAAAGGAUCAGGACGAAAGUGUUGUCCAAGCCCUCGUCCAGUCGAAGCGUGGCAAGAGCAUGGAUAUGCUGUUGGAGCAAUGGUCGUCAUUUUUGACAGGAGUGGAGCCCGGCAAAUUCUUUGCAUUGGUUCAGCCCAAAGCCCUUUCAGGUGUGAUCCGCGACAUGGAGGCUGCAGAAGGCAUCGAGUCCGAAGAGAUGAAGAACUAUCUGUUUGCCUACUAUGCGGCGGUGUCCAACUCUGAGGUCAUUGAAGGACGAGGAAAGGGCAAAGGCAAGAACCGAGGAAAAGGAAAGGGCCGCCACCCGGGAGGGAAGGCCGGUGUCAUCACCCAGAUGAGGAUCGAGGACCUCAAGUACCAUGAUUGCGUCACCGCCCAAAAGGUGACCAUUCCCUUCCGAAAAUGUGAGAAAUGCGACCAGAAUAUGCUGGACGGCAUGGCAAAAUGCCCCUCUUGCUACAUUUCCAUGGAGGCCUGGAGCGACAACAGAGUGGCAACUGAAAUCUGCCGGUUGGAAAGCCGUGCCGCAGAAAUCCAUGGCGUAUUCGCCCUCAGCCAAGUCAGCCAGGUGCAGCCCAGAAAGCACCGAGCUGGAUCUGAGGCACGCCAGAGGAACCGUGCGGGACGUUCCAAUUUCGGCGUCAUGAAGGAAAACUAUGACGAUUUGGUCAGCUUCGCGAUCCAAAAUUGGACCGAUAAUCAUGGUGCCUUGGAUUGGAAUGUUCACACUGAUGAGCCUAUUGCAGAGGCGAGCACCGUGACAUUCCCUGCAGCCAUGGGUCCAAAGAAGACGGAAGGGUUGAUUGACAACCCACGCCGAAGGCUGCUAUCGGUGUGGGGCCCAAGACCACUGGCAGAGGACUGUCCUUACCGCGGCAUGGACGCGCAUUACACGCGCCGUGUUCGAAGAGGUGAAUGGGGAUAUGCCCGGGAUGAAAGUGGCGGCCACCGCAGGUCUGGGUGGUAUGCCGACCAAUGGCGUUAUGCCGACAGCUGGCGCCAGUGGAACUACGGCUACGAGGACAGGAGGUGGGGAAAAGGGAAGAAUGACCCCAAGGGCAAGACCCACGACACUAGCUACGUCAAAGGACCUGCCAAAGGACAGGGCAAGGGAAAAGGACGCAGCUACUCGGGAGGGUAUGCCGCAGAUCGCGAACGUGAGAGAUCUCCACCCCCUUCUGGUGGUGCAUCUUCGUCCGCUGGACCUCCACCUCAGAAUUACCGCCCUGGGCGUAACACCAGAGUGAUCGAUGCUACGACCCAUGAGACCGUCACGAGCCAUGGUGUGAUCAGAGAACGUGUUGUCGAAGAAGCCGAUGGCACAAUGUACACUGAGAUCACCUUCCCUGAUGGCCUUGCGGCCGGCCGCUCCUCCAGGGCCAGGGCGAGGGUGAGGAGCCAGGAGGAUGACGUUCAAUGGGUCUUCGCUGGACGAGCUUGGUUCAGACCAGCAAUCCAGCAAGUGAAGAACCAGCCAAAGGAGGUUUCCUUCGUCUCCUUGCUGGGCUGGUCUCUAGGUGGUUUGGUUUGCCUGGAGUAUGAUGACUCUCCGUGUGGUGCGUACCGGGAGGUUGUGGACAUGGGUUCCGUAGUGGUGCGUGGAGGCGCCAUUGGUCAGUGGGGUUCACGGCUUUGCGUCUCUAGUCAAGAGGCCGAAGAUUUAUGCCGUGCAGUCUGGGGCGUUCCAGCUGAGUGCCGGAGCAUUACCUUUGACAAAGGCACUUCCCAGGGCUUGCGCUGCAGCACCAGCGGUGAUGCCGUGAAAGUCACUGGAUGGGAGGCUCUACACCUUGAGGAUGCGUCGGGACUUACGGUCAGCAUUCCAGGUCGACUUCCCAUUUGGUGGACACCCACCAUCAAGUCACUGUGGCUUCCUCUGAGACUUGGAAAAAGCGAGGAUGGGCUCAAGUUGCAUCGCAUCUUCCUCUCAGCCGAGAAGCUCUCCUUGCAGUGGCACUGGCCAGGUGACGAUACACCGAACACUGGCGAUGCGGAGGGCGUGCCUUUGCCGUUGUCCAUCCUUGCUGAUGGUCCCCUGGCGAUGGGUGAGACAUGCUGGAAGUCUCCGCAAGACAACGAGCACCACGAUUUAGUGCAGGUGUCAGCUUAA